Molecule: messenger RNA, 1230 nt
Organism: Epithele typhae
Lineage: Eukaryota; Fungi; Basidiomycota; Agaricomycetes; Polyporales; Epitheliaceae
Exons: 8
Coding region: 1-1230 (409 amino acids)
Cellular component (GO): mitochondrion
Source: RefSeq, a predicted model, not a curated record
AUGCUCACUCCACCAGAAUGUAUCCGCAAGAGUGUUGUAGAUUCCCUAGAGUCAGAGGUAACGCAAUACAAGCUGGUCUCUAGAGAUGAAUUCACUAUGACGUACGAGCUCGUACUCACGGAUGACCGCCAAGUCAUCCUCCGCCUCCCAUGCUCAACAGGUCACGCGUCGAUUGUCGCAGCAGAAGUAAACACGUUGAGGUAUAUUGCUUCACACACCCAGAUCCCUGUCGUCGAAGUGCUCGCGUUUAAUGGAGGGAGCGACGACGAAUCCACCUCCAGCUGCUUUGCCGUGCUGCAAAAGCCGCCAGGCAUUUGCGUGGAGACUGUGUUCAAAAAGAUGAGCGCCUUCGACCAAAACCUGCUCAUAGCCACGGUUGCGCGGUGGAUGGUCGAAGUCUCCAAGCAGCCUUUCGACUCAAUCGGCAGUUUGGCAGUGGCGACAGCCCAGAACGAUUUCGUAGUGGGGCCCGUCGUGGCAAAGCCAUUCUACACCGACGGGAGGUCAAACGUCGUGUUGGACCGCGGGCCAUUCAAGUCGGCGAAGGCUUAUUACAGAGCAUGCGCCCAGCGGGAACAAGACGCACUGCGUAUGCUGUUCGUUCAAGAUGCACCCCCUUAUCGCCAGGAUCUCGAAGAGAGCCACCUGACUGUCGAACGCAUCGCUGGCCUCUUUUGUGAUUUGAUUAACCGCUGCCAGGGGCUGGACGAAGAUGACCCGGAGAAGGCUCCGUUUUCACUCGAUAUCCACGAACUAGGGCUGAAGAACGUCUUUGUGUCACCGGAGAAUCCCACUCGUGUUUCGCGGAUUGGCAAGGACCCGCACGACGAGGCCGCCCGUCUCGCCGCCAUCUUCAAAGCGGAAGUCUCGCGAGUGGCAGGCAAAGGCUCGGCAUUCGAGCGUGCCCUAGAGCUCGACGACGCGGCAAGAAACACGCUUGACGAUCUGUCGACAUACGACGCCUUCAGAGAUGGAUUCCUGCUCCUCCCGGCCCUCGAGAACAUCCUCGCCACGCUUCCCGGUCACGAGGACGUCGCAGGGUUGACCGCCAUCCUGGACCCGAGCACGCUCCCAGGACGCGCAGCGCGCAUCAACCUCCUCACGCGCGGCUCCAAUGUGCUCUACCUCGCGAUGACGCCCCCGCGGAGCCCGCGCCCGGCGCCCGUGCGCCCGGACGACGUGGACCAGGCCUCGGCGGACCGCGGCCAGGGCACGCUCCCCGUUUCGUAG